Messenger RNA from Uloborus diversus, 855 nucleotides. Its product is annotated as protein dimmed-like. The coding region runs from base 1 to 855 and encodes 284 amino acids. The record is from RefSeq and is a predicted model, not a curated record. The transcript has 4 exons. NCBI's taxonomy places the organism in Eukaryota, Metazoa, Arthropoda, Arachnida, Araneae, Uloboridae. Gene Ontology annotation, molecular function: protein dimerization activity.
AUGGGAGAGGAAAAGAUGAAUGUGGUACUUUGUGACAAGAGACCGGUGGGAAAGGGAGGUAAAAGCAUGGUCAAAUCUAACAACCGACAAGAAGAUUCCUCGCCUCUAUCCAGCGACUGGCCCGCUCUGGAUCCUGAGGUUGAAACCCCGACAGUGGAGCCUUCCCUACCCUGCUCGCCCGGGGCCCCAGAGCAGGCCGCCCUGGCCACAGCUCCUCCCGUGCGCAGACGCAACAGCUCCCUUGGUCAACAGCAGGGUGGAAAGCGACCAGCUACUAACGUCACACGAAGUCAAAUGACCGAUGACAAUUCUCACGGGAGCGACAACUCAUCAGAUUCGAGCAACGACGAAGAAGGUGCCAGCUCUAAAACAGUCAAGCAGCAGAAAAGGGGGUCUUCCUCAGCGUCCUCAGUCACGUCGACGUCAUCGGGCGGAGUGCGUCGACGGCGAAACACGCUGAGUGCUCGAGAACGAAACCUGCGAAGGUUGGAAAGUAACGAGCGAGAGCGCAUGCGCAUGCACAGCCUCAACGACGCCUUCCAGGCCCUCAGGGAGGUCAUUCCUCAUGUGACCAUGGAACGCAAGCUAUCAAAAAUCGAGACCCUCACCCUGGCCAAAAACUACAUAAUGGCCCUGACCAACGUAAUCUGCGAGAUGCGCGGAGAGCAGGUGCCCUACAAGCUGCUCGCCGCUGCUGCAGCCAGUAACAGCGCAGAAGACAGCAGCUCGCUAGACGCAACAGACCUGACGCAGCAGCAACUAUCAGCGCGCGUCAACGUCCUCAUCCAGCACCACAUCACCCCCGAUGAGGAGGAGGAAGUAACGACUGAAGAUUACCACCCGUCGAAUCUCUAA